This is a messenger RNA of Vigna radiata var. radiata (mung bean), 1654 nucleotides long. Its product is annotated as 1-acyl-sn-glycerol-3-phosphate acyltransferase 1, chloroplastic. Bases 179 to 1219 code for a protein of 346 amino acids. The record is from RefSeq and is a predicted model, not a curated record. The transcript is spliced from 8 exons. Gene Ontology annotation, molecular function: 1-acylglycerol-3-phosphate O-acyltransferase activity. Gene Ontology annotation, biological process: phosphatidic acid biosynthetic process. Lineage: Eukaryota; Viridiplantae; Streptophyta; Magnoliopsida; Fabales; Fabaceae.
AAGUGAAAUUGGCUAGAAAACAAUUUCCAAACUGAGCUGUGUGAAUCGAAGCAAAAGUGAAGAAACAAAAUACAUCCGUGAUUGAUUUGAACGAAAUGAUACUUUGAAAUUUACGACUCCAAAUUGGAAAAAGUAUAAAUAAAACCCUAAGCAUUUCUUCGUCAUCAAUUUUGAUGCCAUGGAAAUCACUCCUCUUUCUGCCAGUUCUCCAAUCCACCGUCUUCUUCACAUCGGCCACAAAGAAGCAAUAUUCUUUGCGGGAUCCUCUUCCACCCUGUUGUGUACUCACAGUGGAACAACUUAUAAGCAUCCAGUUUUGAGGAUUUCACAUAAGGCUCCUCAAUGUAGCAUGCAAGGAAUCUCUAAGAAGCUUGAAAAUGUACCAUGGCUGUUUGGUAGUCCUAAAUUUAUUGUUCAGAAUAAAUUGCCCAGAGAUGUAGUUGUUAGAUCUGAACUUACUGCAGCUGGAUCUGCUGAAGAUGGCUAUUUACUACCUGAGCUGAAAGUGGAAUCUAAAGUCAGGGGAGCUUGCUUUUAUGUUGUCACAGCCUUCAGUGCCAUAUUUCUUUUUGUGCUGAUGAUGGUUGGACAUCCAUUGGUACUCCUGUUUGAUCGCUACAGAAGAAAGUUCCACCAUUUUAUUGCCAAAGUGUGGGCUACACUGACUGUAGCACCAUUUUUCAAAAUUGAAUUUGAGGGACUGGAGAAUCUGCCACCUCCAGAUACCCCUGCUGUGUAUGUUUCGAAUCAUCAGAGUUUUCUAGACAUAUAUACUCUUCUUACGUUAGGAAGAAGCUUCAAGUUCAUUAGCAAGACUGGUAUAUUUCUUUUCCCAAUAAUUGGGUGGGCAAUGUUUUUUUUGGGUGUCAUUCCUUUGAAGCGCAUGGACAGCCGAAGCCAGCUGGACUGUCUUAAACGAUGCAUGGAUUUGAUCAAGAAAGGAGCCUCUGUUUUUUUCUUUCCAGAGGGAACACGCAGUAAAGAUGGAAAACUAGGCACAUUCAAGAAGGGUGCUUUCAGUGUAGCUGCAAAGACAAAUGCUCCACUCGUUCCUAUUACCCUUAUUGGAACUGGUCAAAUCAUGCCUGCAGGAAAGGAGGGUAUUGUGAACGUAGGAUCUGUGAAAGUAGUUAUACAUAAACCCAUUUUUGGAAAGGAAUCUGAUGUGUUAUGUAAAGAGGCUAGGAAGGCAAUCGAAAGUGUACUGACUCAAAGCUGAGAAAUAGACUGCAAAAAUGUGCUUCCUGAAGUGACCUAAUGUACUUAUACAAUCAAAUGCCUGCAUCUACGUUGGAGAAUGGAUUCUCUCCUUUGAAAUUUGAAAUGAAAGAUCAUGCUUUCCUUAGGUGGGACUAUCUUAUUCAUGUUGGAACACCUGACAUUUGUUCUUCAGGAGAAAGUAGGAGGUUGCAUUGCACUUACAGAAGGAUUUUUAGAUGUCAGCAUCACUUAUGUUUAAGUUUGGACUUUUCACCUUUAAUGAGAAGACUUUACACAGGAAAGUCAUUUACUGACCACACAUAUAACUUAUAUGUGCAGCAAAAAGUAACUCACCCGUUGACAAACAGUUUACUAGUUGCUUUAGAAUGAUAUGUAUUUUAUAACCAUUUUUUAAUGCUUAUCUUAGGUAAAUUAAGGUAGGUCUUUGAGUACA